UGUCGCUUACAAAUAUAAUAUGUAAAUAGAUUUUAUCUUUUCUCAUUGUUACGUAAUAUUACAUAUUAACAAUUUGAAGGAGAAACGUUUCCUGUGAAAGGGAGGAGAGGGGAAAAGUAGGGUACAAAGUAGAGAUAUAAAAAAAGUAAGAUAAAAGAUAAAAUAUGCUAUUAGGUGGAGUAAUAAAAAAAGACAAAAUGAGAAAAAAAAGGAAAAGAAGUAACAACACGAUCACAUCAAAUCAGUCAUUACAUAAAAUAAGAUUUUUUAUUAUUAUAUAACAUGAAUUUAAUGGUGUGAUACAAUAAACAUUAAAUAACAAUCAAAACAAACAUUAUAUUUCUACUAAUAACACAGUACUGACAUAACCUCUCACAACGACCUUACCAGAACCGAUCAACCAUGCACACAUGUAUGUAAUAAGGACCACACUAAUUCUUACCGGAACCUAUCAACCAAAUGUAUAAUAAAGACCGCACUAAUUCUACAAACCAUAGCUUCUUAAUAUAUGCAUGAAAAAUGUUUUCCUAUUAACUAUUAUGUCCCCUACUUUAUUCACUUUUUCCAAAAUUUACACCUUGAACCUAAUAUAAAUGUACGCAUCUAAGAUUAGACCCAUCAUAGAUAAUAUGAAAACGCAAGUACCAGAACAUGUUGAGCCAAAGACUCAAAAAAAGAGCAGUAUGGCUGAUCAUUUGGAGCCAUGGCUGAAAUUGGAAGACAAACUGGUGUUUGUAACCGAUGCAUCAGCGGGGCUUGGCCGCGAAUUCUGCCUUGACCUAGCUAAGGCUGGCUGUAGAGUAGUGGCAGCAGCUCGGCGGAUGGACCUGUUGAAGUCCCUUUGUGAUGAAAUUAAUAUAAUGGGUAGUUCAAACUUUCAUUUUGUUAGAGCUAUGGCUAUUGACCUUGAUGUUACUGCUGAUGGUACAACUGUUGAAGCAUCAGUAAAGAAAGCUUGGGAUGCUUUUAGCCACAUUGAUGCUCUUAUUAAUAAUGCUGGUGUUAGAGGUGGAACAAAAUCAGCGGUGGAUAUUUCUGAGGAAGAGUGGCAAAACACUUUAAGGACAAAUUUGACAGGAUCUUGGUUGGUUUCUAAGUAUGUUGUAAGACACAUGCAAGCUGCAAAAAGGGGAGGUUCCAUUAUAAAUAUUUCAUCAAUUUCUGGUUUAAAUAGAGCUUUAAUGCGUGGAUGUAUUGCUUACAGUUCCUCCAAGGCUGCCAUGGAUUCUAUGACAAAGCUAAUGGCAUUAGAAUUGGGAGAAGACAACAUUAGAGUGAAUGCAAUAGCUCCAGGACUUUUCAAAUCAGAGAUCACUCAGGAAUUAAUGCAAAAAGAUUGGCUAAAAUAUAUAGCAACAAGAACUGUUCCACUGAAAACUUUUGGUACAACUGAUCCAGCAUUAACUUCACUAGUGAGAUAUUUGAUUCAUGACUCUUCCAAUUAUGUAUCUGGCAAUAUAUUUAUUGCUGAUGCUGGUUACACUCUACCUGGCUUCCCUAUCUUUUCUUCUCUGUAAGUUGUCGUUUGAUGAGUAGUAGUACAGUCAUAUCUCUUUAUAACAAUUAUUAUUUGUAAUGAUAAUUUGCUAUAACAAUCAAGUUUUCUUCGA
Capsicum annuum is the source of this 1610-nucleotide messenger RNA. RefSeq names its product 3-oxoacyl-[acyl-carrier-protein] reductase FabG. NCBI's taxonomy places the organism in Eukaryota, Viridiplantae, Streptophyta, Magnoliopsida, Solanales, Solanaceae. Gene Ontology annotation, molecular function: oxidoreductase activity. The record is from RefSeq and is a predicted model, not a curated record. Bases 594 to 1517 code for a protein of 307 amino acids. The transcript has 3 exons.